GCCCCGGUCUGUUGGUGCUCGGAGUGUGGCCGGGCGGCUCGGACCGAGCAGGUUUUUCUCCACCGUGUGGAUUGUCUAGUGUACACUGCCAGUCUCUUGUCAUUCACCAUGGCUUCUUCUGAUAUCCAGGUGAAGGAACUAGAGAAGCGUGCCUCCGGACAGGCGUUUGAGCUGAUACUUAGUCCUCGUUCAAAAGAAGCAGUCCCAGAAUUUCCCCUUUCCCCUCCAAAGAAGAAAGAUCUUUCCCUGGAAGAAAUUCAGAAGAAACUAGAAGCUGCAGAAGAAAGACGCAAGUCUCAUGAAGCUGAAGUCUUGAAGCAGCUAGCUGAGAAGCGGGAGCAUGAGAAGGAGGUGCUUCAGAAAGCAAUUGAAGAAAACAACAACUUCAGUAAAAUGGCGGAAGAGAAACUGACCCACAAAAUGGAAGCUAACAAGGAGAACCGAGAGGCACAAAUGGCUGCUAAGCUGGAGCGCUUGCGGGAGAAGGAUAAGCACAUGGAGGAAGUGCGGAAGAACAGAGAGUCCAAAGACCCUGCUGAUGAGAACGGAGCUGACUAGCUGGCCAGGAGCUGGCUUCUCCCCCUCCCGAGCAUCCAAAGACUGAACUGGCCAGUGUCGCUUUUAUUUUAUUCCUCUUGACAAAUAUUCUAGAAACUGAUGUAGAAUCCGAACCAUACAGAUGUUGUUGGGGGCAGAGGGGGAGAAACUGCAAGUGUUUUGCUCUUUUUCUAAAGUGUUGAAGUCUUUCUAACGUAGCUAUUUUUCUUGUUGCAUCUUUUCUAUUCCAGUAUGCUCGGUGCUGGGUUAAUGGCUAGUACUGUAUUGGCUCUGUGAAAACAUGUUUGUGAAAGGAAUCUGUAGUAUGCUUCUUUCCAGCUGUUAGAUGCUGAAUAUAUCUGUCUGUUCACUUUUGAAACCUGACCUUUGUCCCGGUCUUUCCAGAUACUACUGUACUUGAAUGGUUAAUAAAACUGCACAGUGCUGUUA
Trichosurus vulpecula (common brushtail) is the source of this 987-nucleotide messenger RNA. It is a transcript of the gene STMN1, whose product is annotated as stathmin 1. Gene Ontology annotation, molecular function: tubulin binding. Gene Ontology annotation, cellular component: neuron projection; cytoplasm. Gene Ontology annotation, biological process: neuron projection development; microtubule depolymerization; regulation of microtubule polymerization or depolymerization. The transcript has 5 exons. Bases 109 to 558 code for a protein of 149 amino acids. The record is from RefSeq and is a predicted model, not a curated record. Lineage: Eukaryota; Metazoa; Chordata; Mammalia; Diprotodontia; Phalangeridae.